Sparassis crispa is the source of this 1353-nucleotide messenger RNA. RefSeq lists its product with no specific name. Gene Ontology annotation, biological process: transmembrane transport. The record is from RefSeq and is a predicted model, not a curated record. Gene Ontology annotation, molecular function: transmembrane transporter activity. The transcript is spliced from 16 exons. The coding region runs from base 1 to 1353 and encodes 450 amino acids. NCBI's taxonomy places the organism in Eukaryota, Fungi, Basidiomycota, Agaricomycetes, Polyporales, Sparassidaceae.
AUGGCUGCGGGAACGACUGGUGCUCAGCUCUCUCAGAGAGAGUGGCUUUUUGCGUUUACACUGGUCACGACGCUGUUCUUCACGUGGGGCUUUGCGUACGGCCUUCUCGAUGUCCUCAAUGCCCACUUCCAAGUCGUGUUCAAGAUUUCUAAGCUGAAGAGCACGAUGCUCCAGUUGGCAUACUUUGGAGCGUACUUCGUCUAUGCACCUAUUGCUGGAGCGUUCAUGAGGAAAUAUGGAUAUAAGAAAGGGAUUCAUAUGGGUCUCACAUAUUACUCCAUAGGCGCGAUCUUUUUUUGGCCCUCUGCCAAGUACGAAAAAUACCCUGGCUUUGUAGCCAGUACGUUCGUCAUUGGCUGUGGACUCUCGUGUCUGGAAGUGGCAGCCAACUCAUACAUCUCCGUCCUUGGUUCGCCCAAAUAUGCGGCCGCACGCCUCAAUUUCAGUCAGGGUUUCCAGGGUGUCGCCUCCUUUGCCGGACCUAUGAUCGCGUCGCGCUGGUUCUUCCAAGGAAAGAAUGCGACCACGCUCUAUACAGUCCAAUGGGUAUAUGUCGCCGUCGCCGGGUUUGGCCUUGUUCUCAAUAUAUUAUUCUAUUUCUGCCCUCUCCCUGAGAUUAAUGACGACGCAUUGGCGGAGGAGAUGCAGAGUGUAGGCCUCAAUGGGGAGGAAGAACCCUUCUGGAAACAGUACCACUGUAUUUUCGGCUGGGUAGCACAGACAACCUAUACCGGCGCCCAAGUCGGAGUGGCCGCCUUUGCCGUGAACUUCCUCGUCGGCCAGAAUGUAGGCAUAUCGGAAUCACAUGCCAGCCAGCUCUUCUCGUACUGUCAAAUCACCUUCACGGGAGCACGAUUCAUCGGCGCCGCGCUGCUGAAUUUUGUUGACCCCGCGCUGAUGCUGACAGUAUUCGGCUUUGGCUGUUGUGCGUUCUCUCUGGGCGUUGCGUAUGCAGGCGGGAGGGGCGGCAUAGGUUGCCUCUUCGGUCUCUUCUUCUUUGAGUCGAUUUGCUACCCUGUCAUUUUCACACUCGCCACUAAGAACCUGGGUCGACACACAAAGCGCGGCUCUGGCUUAGUUGUCAUGGGCGUGGGAGGCGGUGCAUGGUACCCUCCAGCCCAAGGGUCGAUCGCGGACAGGAACGUUGCGCACUCGUACAUCGUACCUUUCAGUGGCUACGUAGCAAUGACGGUCUAUGCUGUCGGAAUGGUCAUCAGCCAAACCGUCAAGGGAGGAUUCCGCUUCCGCACUAUCGACGAGAUACAGGAGAAGCGUGCGGAGAUCGAUCCGGAGCCAGGGACUCCCGUGGACUUCGAGAAGAAGACCGCCGAGGAAUAUGUGGAGGCUCUAUGA